This is a messenger RNA of Salvia miltiorrhiza (redroot sage), 4339 nucleotides long. Its product is annotated as pentatricopeptide repeat-containing protein At1g62914, mitochondrial-like. Lineage: Eukaryota; Viridiplantae; Streptophyta; Magnoliopsida; Lamiales; Lamiaceae. The coding region runs from base 88 to 2337 and encodes 749 amino acids. Gene Ontology annotation, molecular function: protein binding. The record is from RefSeq and is a predicted model, not a curated record. The transcript has 6 exons.
CUUUGAAUACAUGCGGUAUAAUAUACUCAAAAUAAAUCUCUUUUGAAACUUUUCCCUUUUCACUAUACGCCGAAGACUUAGCCACCGAUGAAGAUGAGCAGAAAAACCGCUGCUUCUGCCACUAAUCUGAAUCGUAGAAGACGAGUUGCUUCUCCUGAAAUCGGUAAUUAUGUUCCACCAUUCUCUUAUUUCUGUUCGAAUUUCCAUUGUUUCAGUGGCAAUGAUCGACUCCUUUCACCUGAGCCGCCCAGAUUAGAUUUCAGUAGCAUUAAAGAAUUAGAUAAUGCUAUUCAGUUGUUUCACCAAAUGGUGAGAAUGCGUCCACAGCCUUCUGCUCGCAUGUACAACAAUCUCUUGAGUGUUAUUGCAAAGAUGAAGCAGUACUCCUUUGCCCUCCACGUGUUCGAUGAAAUGCGUCGAAUGGGUGCCCCUGUGAAUGGCUACACGAUGAAUAUUGCGAUUAAUUGUUAUUGUCUUCAAGAGCGUGUAGGCUUUGGUUUCUCUGUAAUGGGCAUUCUCCUCAAGAGCGGUUUCGAACCAGAUGCGACAACUUUCAACACUCUCAUUAGAGGACUGCUUUUAGAUGAUAAGGUUUCCGGCGCAGUGGAAAUGUUUGAAAAUAUUUUGAGUUUUGGAAUCUGCAAGCCUGAUGAUGUUAUGAUUCUGACGAUCAUAGAUGGGCUCUGCAAAUCUGGACACGUUCUUAUUGCCCACGAUUUGCUUCGUAGACUAGAAGAAAAAAUUAGGUGGAGACCCAAUGUUAAGGCUUAUAACGCAGUACUUGAUGGGUUAUGCAAAUGUGGAAUGGUGGGUGAUGCUUUCCAGCUCCUAUCCGAGAUGGUAGGUAAGGGUGUUUCGCCUACUGUAUUCUCGUAUAAUUCAAUGAUUCAGGGUUUGUGUGUCGUUGGUAGACUGAAGGAUGUUCAAAACUUGCUGAAUGAAAUGGCUGAUUGUGAUAUCUCUUUGGAUGUCGUUACUUUCAGUAUAUUGAUCCAUGCGUUUUGCAAACAAGGAAAGAUGAAUGAGGCCGAGGAUUUGCUGGAAAAUAUGAAGCAACAAAAUAUUUUUCCUGAUGUUGUGGCUUAUAGCACGCUAAUAGGUGGGUACUGUUUGCGAGGUGAAAUUGAUAAAGCGAAACAAUUAUUUGAUUCUCUUGCAGACAUGGACCUCAAGCCUGAUAUUGUUUGCUAUAACAGCUUAAUAAAUGGGUACUGCAACAAGGGAAGAGUGGAUGAAGCUUGGCUUCUUUUCCUUGAAGUUCCUUGUAAAGGCUUGAAGCAUAAUACAUUUACUUAUAGUACCAUGAUACAUGGACUAUUUAGUAGCGAUAAGUUUGCUGAUGGCUGGAAGCUUUUCAAGGAUAUGAAAGCCCGACAAGUUAGUCCUAACUUGAUUACUUUUAAUAUACUAUUGUAUGGGCUGUGCAGGAAUGGGGAGAUUGAUGAAGCUCUUUCAUUACUGCGCAUGAUUGAAGCGAAAGGAGUUAAUCCUGAUACAGCCUCGUAUGCUACUCUUAUCAAUGGAUUAUGCACACAUGGAAAACUUGAUGUUGCAAGAAAUCUUCUUGACCGACUUAAGCCUGAUAUUAAGUACUAUAACAGCUUCAUAAAUGGAUACUGCAAGAUGGGAAGAGUUGAUGAAGCUUGGUUUAUUUUCCUUGAAGUUCCUUGUAGAGGUUUGGAGCAUAAUACACAUACUUAUAAUACCAUGAUACAUGGAUUCCUUAGUAAAGAUAGAUUUGUUGACGCUUGGAAGCUUUUUAAGGAUAUGGAAGCUCGACAAGUGAGUCCUAACAUCUUUACUUAUAAUAUAUUAUUGGAUGGGUUAUGCCGAAAUGGGGAGAUUCAUGAAGCUAUGUUGUUAGUCAACAAGAUUAGAGAGAAAGGUGUUAAUCCCGAUUUAGUCUCGUAUGGUACUCUUAUCUAUGGAUUAUGCAAAAAUGGAAAAUGUGAUGUUGCUAUAGAUCUUCUCAACCAACUUUAUUCUACAGGUCCACAACCUGAUGUUAGAAUCUAUACAAUGAUCAUUAGCUCACUUUGUCAAGAAGGGUCAAUGGAGGAGGCAAAACAUUUGUUUGUAGAGAUGGAGAACCGUGGUUGUGCACCCGAUAGUGUGACAUACAACGUCUUUUUCCAUGGUUUGCUAAAGAAAAAUGAACUUCAUAAGGCAAUAUUAUUUUUGGAACUAAUGCAUGAAAGAGGGUUCUCAUUAGAUUCUACUACUCUCUCGAUUCUGCGCAAUCAAGUGCAAAGACUGAGUGAAGAUCAUUUUCUUCUCAAAUUGAUGAAGGAUGUUUUGACCAAAAUUGGAGUGACUCAGCUUGAACAUCGUGGCUGAUCUGCAGGGGUUUCUAUUGAGUUUCACAGCCACACAAACCACUAUUGACAUUAAACUAUGGAUCAUACUGAGACAGCAAAAGGAGAAAACAGCCAAUUUCUCCCAGCUGAACAUCGAUGUUUCACAUAUUAGGACGUCAUUUCUGCUCACGGUGAAAUGGGUGUUUUUUAUGUUACCUUCUUCAAGGUAAGUGAAAGAACUCAGGUUGCUUAUAACCUUCAACCAUUCUCAAGGAGCCAGACAGAUCUGCAUUUUUCUACAUGCUGUGUUGUGAACAACAUAAAUGAUGGAUAUGGAUGUUGUGAAAAUGGUGAUUUUCAAAUGGGAGAAUUGCUUUCUGGAGAGGGAGAAGACGAAGUGCAGCAAAGCCAAGAUGAGAAAGAAGAAAGUGAUGAAGAUGAUGAUUCAACUUAUUGUCAUCAAUAUAUAAACCCCUCCAUUUCAUGCAAUUUAUACAUUCAUCACUACUCGAAGCUAAACUACUGCAAUUAAGUAAUAACGACAUAUGACUUCUACAAAGACUAAUAAGAUAAUGAUGGCCCUCUUCCUCGCGGCGUGCAUGGCCGUCGCCGCCGUGAGCUCCGGCGGACCCUCGGCGGUCUUCGAUAUCUGCGCUGCCACGAACUUCAAGGAGACCUGCCAAAGGAGCCUCGCCGGAGCCACCGGCACUCAACCUAAGGACCUUAUAAAGACGGCGCUGGACGCGGCAGCCGUGGAGCUUCACAGCGUCGCUAUAGAACGGCGUCGUCGGACGAGAUGACGCAGGGGGCGUUGAUGGUGUGUGAAGAGAUGCUCAACACCGCCAUUGAUGAUCUUAUAAGGUCGUCCGACAAAGUGAACAAGAUCGAAAUGGGACGGCUGAGCUACAACAUCGCCGCCAUGAGGAACUGGCUCAGCGCAGCCGUCACGCACAAGGAGAAUUGCAUUGAUGAGCUCGAGACCACUGCAGGUGAGAUCGGUGAGAAGGUGAAGGCGAUGCUGGAGACUUCAAGCGAGUUGUUGAGUACGUAACGGUCUAGCAAUGAUUGCCAACACCGAACCAAAGCUACUUGGAGAAGAAAUUCCUCCUUCCGAUGCGGAUGCGGUGCCGUCACUGCACUGCAGGCGGCUGUGGCUCAGAAUGUGACGGCAGCGGGCAGUUCAUGACCAUCAACGGCGCCCUCAAGAGCUUGCCCCAAAUGAGCGACGCACCGGUUGUGGUUUUGGUGAAAGCCGGUGUUUACAAGGAGUAUGUUGUGGUUCCCAAGGGAAUGAACAACGUUGCUCUCAUCGGAGACGAGCCGUUGGCCACCGUGAUCUCCGGCAGCAGGGGUAACGCUACUGAUUAUAGGACUUCUUACUCUGCAACUCUCACCAUCAGAGGAGAAGGGGACAUCGGGAUCGAGAACACCGCCCCGACAAACCAGGCCGUGGCGGUCCUAACCGCCGGCGACAAGGCCGUCUUCCACAACGUCCACAUCGACAGCCUCUACGCCAACUCGUACCGGCAGUUCUACCGCGACUGCCGCAUCAGAGGCACCGUGGACUUCAUCUUCGGCGACGCCGUGGCCGUCCUUCAGAACUGCACCAUCACGGUGCGCAAGCCCCUCCCCAAGCAGUACUGCACCAUCACCGCACGGAGAAGACCACCGUGAUCCAAGGCGACAACAUCACGGCGGAGGACAGGGGUGGCCGCCGUGGAAUAAGAGCAACUUGGCCCUCGACACGCUCUUCUACGGCGAGUGGGCCAACAAGGGAGCCGGGUCGGAUCUCAGAAAUCGGGUCAAGUGACGCUGGAGAUUGCGGAGAGCUUCACUGCUGGGAAACUGUUUGUGGAUGAUGAGUGGGUCAAGAACACUGUGUUGCUGGAAUGCUGCCUACUGCUUAAUUAACUACAUAGCUACCUACGUAUUGAUUAAUUAGUUAUUCAUUAUUAAUUUAUUAGUGGUAUCUAAUUAUAUUUUGAACACCUUGAUAAUAUUUUGUUAAUAUGUUAAUGAAGAUGCAUGGUGUUUUAAUGUUA